GUGCCAAUUGCCCAAUACUUUAUCACCUAAGAAAAAAAACCUGAUCUUCAUUAAUAAUUUGGUAAUUGAAAUUCAUACAUAAAAUUCUUGGAUUUCUAGAUUGUCAUAAUGUUAAUUCGAUUCACUCCUGUAAUUUUGCUGAUUGCAUCUGUGUUCGCAAAUACCGAAAAGGCCAUUUUCACCGGUCCACCAGCCGCCAAUAUCCCUUCGGCACAUCCAACCCUUGAAGACUUGCAUGUCGAUAUCCUCACCCCUAUCAAUUGGUCAAUACGAACACAUCUUGAGUCCCAAUUUCCCAAUAUUUCAUCACCUAACGGCAAAGCUACUUGGCUUAUCCUUGAUGAACUCACUGAAGGUCAACGUUAUGAAGUGAGAGUGUGUUGGGCUGCAACUCAACCUACCCAAUUCAAAAUCACCACUUAUGAGCUGCAAACCGUCUUCGAGACUCCCGAACUAAUAUCUGAGCUUUCAGAAUAUUCAUGGGCUCGCCAGUCGCUUGGGGGUAAUCAUGGGUCUCAAUCUAAGCCAGAAGAAAACCUCCGGAUUUCAAACUCCGAGAGAGAAGCUUCGGUUCUCUUUCUCCAGAUUCUAGCGGCGGCAGAUUACUUCACGCUAAAUAAGACGCUGAUGAGACACGUUCCGCCAGUCCAUGUGGAUAUCAUCCUCGACCCCUUUCUUCUUGGCGUACUGCCCCGUUCGUUAUUGCCAACUGUGGGCUACAUUACCGCAGUAGCCGUCACAUCCUGGUUUAUCGCACGAUAUAUCUCAAUGUGGAUUUAUAACUUAGGAGCAGAAGCAACCCCUGAGAAGAAGAUUCAGUGAAAUGGUAGACACGCUUUCGUCACUGCUUCCUAUAUUUGCCUCCCUAGAUCCAAACGAGAGUACCAUCGAAUCCCAGCUAUCAUAUCUCGUAAUCCUCGCUCAUCAAAGCAUUCCACACAACUCUGGACGGAAGCGUAACCGCAGCAUUGUCUUCAUUUUAUCCAUGACUCAAUCUAUGCUUUAAACCCAUCAGGAGACAUAGCCCAAGUCGAUUUUCUCUUAGCAAAAGUGAAUAUAGCGGAAAUGCUAGAAACCGAAAGAACAUGAACUCCGCGGUCUAUAAAUACGUCUGCUUAAAGUUCGCCAACGGCA
Messenger RNA from Annulohypoxylon maeteangense, 1134 nucleotides. RefSeq lists its product as uncharacterized. The coding region runs from base 109 to 822 and encodes 237 amino acids. Gene Ontology annotation, cellular component: endoplasmic reticulum membrane; mannosyltransferase complex. Gene Ontology annotation, biological process: GPI anchor biosynthetic process. Gene Ontology annotation, molecular function: mannosyltransferase activity. The transcript has 2 exons. The record is from RefSeq and is a predicted model, not a curated record. NCBI's taxonomy places the organism in Eukaryota, Fungi, Ascomycota, Sordariomycetes, Xylariales, Hypoxylaceae.